AUGGCUUCAAAUUUAUAUGAUUUGGAUUCAGUGAUCGAUGAGAAGGUCAAUCAGUUGAUAAAGGGUCUGUUUGAUAAGGUAGAGGGGAAGACCCCCAACACUGGUCAAGUUAUAAUACGAUUCUACGAUGGGAAAUUAUUAAAAGGUAGAAAGUUGUCUGGAGGUUCAGUAGAUACUGGUGGAGGUGGAGGUGGAUGGUUUAGUGCAGGUGCAUCUACUACCUCCAAGACAAAUGAUAAUGCAUGGGAGUUAUGGACUAUAACAGUCGAAUGUUUACCUAUAGAGGAACACAAGGAAGCUUCAUCGGGAAGUACCAAAGAGAUAAAUGGAAAUAUCAAAUUAUCUAUCAAGAGUUUUGAAGAUAAUUUAAAUCAAAUAUUUACUACAGUAGAUACACAUAAGGAUCAUAUUCCUCCAAUAACAUCAACAGCAAGUGUAACAUUUCCUUAUACUAUCACAAUAGAUACAGGUAUCCCACCCAGGAUAUCAGCUGAAGAAGUCACCAGUAGCCAGCCACCGCCACCAUCCACUACAAUGGGCCAGUGGUGGAAGUGA
This is a messenger RNA of Scheffersomyces amazonensis, 555 nucleotides long. RefSeq lists its product as uncharacterized. Gene Ontology annotation, cellular component: phagophore assembly site. The transcript has a single exon. Bases 1 to 555 code for a protein of 184 amino acids. The record is from RefSeq and is a predicted model, not a curated record. Gene Ontology annotation, biological process: autophagosome assembly; autophagy. Lineage: Eukaryota; Fungi; Ascomycota; Pichiomycetes; Serinales; Debaryomycetaceae.